AUGCAAGGUGUGAGAGAAUUUGCCCAGGCAGCGCGAAAUCCGCGAGAGCUGGUCCGCUACGCCCGGGGGAACAUAGAGUUGUGGGCCAACCUGUUCGUGAUCGGCGGGAUGGUGGCGUUCAUGCUGUGGCAGGGCGUCGGGUUCGCGGUGAUCGUCGGAACCGUGUUUGCGAUCUGGGCGAUCCUGGCCGUCAGCCUGAACCUCGUGGUGGGAUUUACUGGGCUGCUGUCGGUGGGCCAUAUCGGUUUCUUCGGGCUGGGCGCCUACACCAUGGCGAUCCUGACGUCGAACCCAGCGUACGAGCAGCUGCGGACGGAGGCGAUACCGACAUUCGGCUGGCCGUUCUUCGCGGCGCUGCCGGUGUGCAUAGGGCUGGCGGGGUUGGCCGCCCUGCUGGUGGGCGUGGUGUUCAACCGGUUCCGCGACGACAUCUUCGUGCUGGUCUCCUUCGGGUUCGCCAUCAUCGCGUACAACGUGUUUCUCAACCUGAGGAGCGUCACCCGAGGGGCAUUUGGAAUACAUGAGAUUGCCCGGCCCCAGAUUGGCGAUUGGGUGUUCGAUGGAGAGGUCGAAUUCCUGCUGCUGGCGAUGGCGUUCCUGGGUCUGGUGAUGCUGAUGUCAUGGUUCAUCACGACUUCGUCCUUCGGGCGGGUGCUCACGGCAAUCCGGGAGGACGAGCAGGCCAUUGAGGUGUUCGGAUACCAGGCCACGCACUACAAGCUGGCAGUCUGGGUCAUUUCGGCGAUGAUGACGGGUCUUGCGGGAGGAUUGUUUGCCAGCUGGACCACGUUCAUCGACCCCAACUCUUUCAUCCUGCUGGAGUCGGUGCUGCUGGUAUCCAUCGUCAUACUGGGUGGGCUGGCGACGAUUUGGGGUUCGCUGCUGGGCGCGAUGGCCUUCGUGUUGCUGGAGGAAGGGAUGCGGUUCAUACCCUUCCUGCCCACGGAAUACGUCGGUCAGGCGCGGCAGGUGGUCCUGGGGAUCCUGCUGGUGCUGUUGAUGCUGUUCCGGCCGCAGGGACUGGUAGGGAGGUACAGGCUAUGA
Molecule: messenger RNA, 1044 nt
Organism: Geodia barretti
Lineage: Eukaryota; Metazoa; Porifera; Demospongiae; Tetractinellida; Geodiidae
Source: the annotation of a GenBank genome assembly